CUGGGCUUGCUCGACGAGAUGCAGGUCGAAGGAGUCCCCCCAAAUACGGUGACUUUCAAUUCAAUCCUCCAUGCCCUUUGCCAGGCUGGCGACCUGAAACGCGCUGGUAAGAUCAAGGACUACAUGAUCCUAAAGGGCUGCCCACCUAACUCAGCCACUUACAACACCCUCAUCCAUGGUUUCUGCCUCAAGGGAAAGCUUGACUCUGCCCGUGCACUCUAUGAUCAAAUGAUCCAUGACGGGUGCACUCCAAAUGAGAUCACCUUUGGCACCCUCAUUGAUGGUCUCUUCAAGCUUAAUAAACCUUCAGAUGCAAUUGACAUGCUUAGCCUAAUGGCUGAGAAAAAAAUUCUUCCCAAUGAAUACAUAUACUCUACACUAAUAAAUGGGCUUUUUCGGUCAGGAGAUCCUGAGGGGGCAUUGAGAGUAUGGGAGAUGAUGAAGAGCAAGGGUAUAAAACCUAAUACCAUUCUUUACACUUCUCUUAUAGAUGGUCUCUGUAGGCAUAAUAUGGUCGAUGAGGCUGAGGAUGCACUCUCAAAAAUGACCACCGAAGAUUGCCCACCAAAUGUACUUACAUACAGCUCUCUAGUGUUUGGAUAUUUUAAAGCGGGCAAAAGCCAGCUAGCAAUUUUGACAUGGCAAAAGAUGAUUGAUAAUGGGUGUGAACCCAAUGAGAUAAGUUAUAGUAUACUAAUAAACGGUCUUUGUGAAGAGGGUAAGCUUAAGGAGGGUUUGAUGGUUUGGAAAAAUAUGCUGAGUAAAGGUUGCAAGCCCGAUAUUGUAGCAUACAGCUCAAUGAUCAGAGGAUUGUGUAGGGCUGGAAUGGUGGAGGGAGGUUUGAGAAUGUUUAACGAUAUGUUAGCAAUAAAAGAUGUUGAACCUGAUGUAGUCACAUAUAACAUAUUGUUUGAUGGGUUUUUGAAGGAUGCAAAGCUUGCAAAAGCUAUGGACUUGUUGAAUAGGAUGUUAGAUUUGGGUUGUGACCCAGAUAUUGUAACUUGUAACAUAUUCAUGAAGGUGUUGGUUGAUGAGGAGGGAAAAGGGAGGGAGUUUUUGGAUGGAUUGAUUGUUAGGCUUUGUAAGAAAGGGAGAAUGGAGGGGGCUGCUGAAAUUUUUGGUGUUAUGAUUGGGAAAUAUUUGGUUCCUGAAGUUUCAACUUUGGAUAUGGUUGUGAGAGGGGUUUGUAAUAGUAGGAGGGUGAGAAAGGGGAUUGAGAAGUGUUGGAAGGAGAUUUGGAGAUGAUUUUCUCAAUUAUCUGUUUUUUUUUCUUUUUGGUGAUUCAAUGUUGUUGUACACUAUUACUUGUCAUGAUUUAUUCUUUUACUUAUAAAGGCAUUUAUCAUGUGGUAUUUCUUUUAAUUUUCAGUCAUAAUCCUUUCUUUAUUGCAUCUACCCCCACUCCUCCUUCUAUAUAAGCACAAUUCAUCCAAUUUGAACUCACACUCAAUUGGAUGAACUCACACUCAACACACCCUAACAUCCAUUAGUAUCUAGUAGAGAGAUAAAUUCAUCUUAUGGCCGCCGCCUCCUCUUUACUCUCCUCUCCAUCUCAUCACUAGCAUUCUCCAAUGAAGAGGAUCCUGGCCUUGUAAUGAACUUCUAUAAGAACUCAUGCCCUCAGGCUGAGGACAUCAUCAGGGACCAAGUCAGCUUCUCUACAAGAGGCACAAGAAUACUGCCUUCUCCUGGCUCAGGAACAUCUUCCAUGAUUGUGGAGUCCAGGUCAGAAAAAUCGGAACUUUAUAUGUAUUCCCUUUCUUCUUUAUGCAUCAACUGUCCGGGGGACAGAAACUCUUACUAUACUUGUAUAAUUUACUUUCAUAGGAGCAGUGAUAUGAAAUUAUCAAGGUUUCUUGUUUAAUUUGGUUAGUCAUGUGAUGCUUCCCUUUUGCUUGAUUCAACAGAGAGGUCCCUCUCAGAGAAGGAGAGUGAUAGGAGCUUUGGGAUGAGGAAUUACAGGUAUUUGGACACAAUCAAGGAGGCUGUUGAGAGAGAGUGCCCUCAGGUGGUCUCUUAUGCUGACAUUUUGGUUCUCUCUGCUAGAGAUGGCAUUGUUGAGCUUGGUGGACCGUACAUUCCUCUAAAAACAGGGAGAAGGGAUGGAGGAGGAGCAGAGUUGAUAUCUUGGAGCAGGACCUCCCUGAUCACAAUGAGAGUAUAUCUGUGGUGUUGGAUAAGUUUGCUGCCAUUGGCAUUGACACCCCGGCAGUUGUAGCUCUCCUUGGAGCACACUGUGUAGGCAGAACUCGCUGUGUCAAGUUGGUGCACCGUCUCUACCCAGAUCUAGACCCAAACCUGAACCCGUACCACAUCCCAGGCAUGCUCAAGAAGCGUCCGGACCCAAUUCCGGACUCAAAGGUCGUGCAAUUCGUCCGAAAUGACCGUGAGACCCCCAUGAAGCUUGACAACAACUAUUAUCGCAACAUUCUUGGUAACAAGGGCCUUCUCCUCGUAGAUCACUAGCUGGAUUAUGAUGAGAAAACUAGACCUUUCGUUAAGAAGAUGGCAAAGAGUCGAAGGUUAUUUUCUCGAGGAGUUUUCUAGGGCGAUCAUGAUUCUAUCGGAGAACUAUCUUUUGACGGGGUUGAAGGGAGAGAGAUCAGAAAGAAGUGCAAUGUUGUUAAUAAGCGCAAUUGAGUCAGAUAUCAGUCAUAUUAUAUGAAUGUGAGAUGAUGUGAAGUUUGUAAGGGAAGUGUGCAAGUAUCAGUGAACAUAAUAUGACUACUAUGUGUGAUUGUUAUAAUGUUAGACGUUUGAAAAUGUUGUUGGUGUGCUUGUAUUAAGAAAGAAACGCUUGAAUAGAUAUGUAUUUUAGUGUCAUUAAAUCUUGACUAAAAUUGGA
This is a messenger RNA of Asparagus officinalis (garden asparagus), 2845 nucleotides long. Its product is annotated as pentatricopeptide repeat-containing protein At4g20090. The record is from RefSeq and is a predicted model, not a curated record. The transcript is spliced from 4 exons. Gene Ontology annotation, molecular function: protein binding. NCBI's taxonomy places the organism in Eukaryota, Viridiplantae, Streptophyta, Magnoliopsida, Asparagales, Asparagaceae. Bases 19 to 1245 code for a protein of 408 amino acids.